Gadus macrocephalus (Pacific cod) is the source of this 6222-nucleotide messenger RNA. It is a transcript of the gene zeb2a, whose product is annotated as zinc finger E-box binding homeobox 2a. The transcript is spliced from 8 exons. NCBI's taxonomy places the organism in Eukaryota, Metazoa, Chordata, Actinopteri, Gadiformes, Gadidae. Gene Ontology annotation, biological process: anatomical structure development; regulation of transcription by RNA polymerase II. The coding region runs from base 1070 to 4654 and encodes 1194 amino acids. The record is from RefSeq and is a predicted model, not a curated record. Gene Ontology annotation, molecular function: RNA polymerase II cis-regulatory region sequence-specific DNA binding; DNA-binding transcription factor activity, RNA polymerase II-specific.
AUAAAGAUAGAGCGAUAAAGAGAAAGAAAGAGAGAGCGAGCGAGCGAGUGAAAGAGUGGGAGAGGACUGUGUUUUGUAUUACUUUCCCUGGGAACCUGUGAAGGGAAUGGCAUGACGUUUAGAAUGUAAAGGUUUGCAGCUCGAAAUGAAAAUAGAAACACUUUAAAGCGAAAAAGAGAAAAUGAUUAUCCCGGCAAAGCAAACACUGAGCGAGAAAAAUGCAUCGCCGCAACCCCUUCCCAGCAUCUCGGAGCACGGGCAGUUUGGUCCUCAGAUAAGGCGCAUGGGAGCUUGUCGAAAUAUUGCUUUAUUAGGUAUACGCAGCGCUCAAAAUGAACCUGAAAAUGUUACUCUUUUUAUCACCAACCUCGGGGCCCUCUUUCCUGCGUCUAGUUCCCAUGAUGUCAUGGCUGCCUUUUCUCCUCUUUUCUUUCUUUUUUUUCUUGUUAUUCCCCCAACCCCACUCUCUCCUUUUCCCCUAUCUCUCUCUCUCACUCUCUCUCUCUCACUCUCUCACACACACACACACACACAUUCUCUCUCUUCCCCCCCCCCUCUCGCUCUCUUCCUUCAUACACGGUCCUAUACUUUUCUCAUGCACCUUUAUCAGAGUGUUCUGGCAGCAAACACCAAAGCAGGGGGAAUUUCACGGCUUGUUGCGCGUGCCCCUGGACUCCGUCUGGGUCUAAAUCAGGUUUAUGUUAUCCCAGCGCAGAGAUGUAAUAUUUACAAGCCUUCCAUUUCGGCCCGGUCCCUUGGGUGUCUGGGCCGAAAAAAAAAUAUGCUUCCCAACCACUCAACUAUAAGGAAUGUGGUUUGGGUCUCCUCCUCCACCUCUACUUUUGAGCCGGAUGUUGUUCUUGAAAGCUAACAGUGUGUCUGGUGUUUAUGUUUGUGCGUUGCAGUGCUGAACUAUGAGAAUGUGGUGGAGACGGGCUCGGAGACCGACGAGGACGAUAGGUUGGUGGUGGCCUCCGAGGAGAACCGCCUGGCUAACGGAGGAGGAGCAGGAGGAGGAGGAGGAGACGGAGGAGGAGGAGGAGGAGACGGAGGAGGCGGUGGCGGUGCUAUGGGAGAGGAGGAAGAGGAGGAGGAGGAGGAGGUGGCGGGCGGCAGCAGCCCAGUGGCUGGCGUCCCCGCUAUGGAGGCCUCGCCGCGGGUGGGCCACGCCCUGCUCUCCUACGGGGGCCAAGAGGGCCCCGAGGGGGCCGAGGGCCGGAGGGACGGACGGCAGAGCCACCACCCCUGGGCCAUGGGAGAGGACAUGCAUGGGCACCUCAACGGCACCGAUGAAAGGCAGGAUGAGUAUCACCCACUGGGGCCCAAAGGCUCUCUUCACGCUGUUGGAAAUGGCACAGGCAAGGGACUUGAAGGUGUCUCCGAGCUCAAUGACUACUUCCUGAAGCGCAAAAUGGAGGACAGCGAUGAACACCCAGCGAGCAUCGCAGAGUACCUGCAGCGCGGCGACACCGCCAUCAUCUACCCAGAAGCCCCGGAGGAAGUGACCCGGCUGGGAACGCCGGAGGCUAUCGGUCAAGAUGAAAACGAAAAUGACCUGCCCAGCGGCACGCCGGACGACUUCGCCCAGCUCCUGACCUGCCCGUACUGCGACCGGGGCUACAAGAGGCUGACGUCCCUGAAGGAGCACAUCAAGUACCGCCACGAGAAGAACGAGGAGAGCGUCCCGUGCCCGCUGUGCUCCGACACCUUCACGCACCGCGCACAGCUGGAGCGCCACAUGGCCACGCACAAGCCCAGCCGAGAUCAGCCACAGCUGAUGAACGAGGGGGCUGGCAACCGCAAAUUCAAAUGCACCGAGUGUGGAAAGGCUUUCAAAUACAAGCAUCACCUCAAGGAACAUCUUCGUAUUCACAGUGGUGAGAAACCAUAUGAGUGCUCCAACUGUAAGAAGCGGUUCUCCCACUCUGGGUCAUAUAGCUCUCACAUCAGCAGCAAGAAAUGCAUUGGCCUGAUUGCAAUCAAUGGAAGAGUACGCAAUGGAAACAGUGCCAAGCCUGGCUCCUCACCCAACUCCACCACAUCUUCCCCUGGCAGUCCAGCCCUGGCCCAGCUCCGCCACAAACUAGAGAAUGGCCGUCCCCUAGGCCCACAAGACCAGCAGGGUCAGCUUGACAUCAAAGCAGAGCCAAUGGACUUCAAUGACUAUCGGCUAUUGAUUGCUUCUCAACAUGGCUUUGGGGGCCCAGGGGCGUACAUAAAUGGAAAUGGCCAUGGAGGAGGAAGCCCCCUGGGAAUCCACAGCUCAUCCCAGAGCCCCCUGCAGCACCUGGGGGGUAUGGGACUGGACCUCCCCCUGCUUGGCUACCCCGGUUCUCUUGGGAACAACCUGAGUGAGGUUCAGAAGGUCCUCCAGAUCGUGGACAACACAGUGUGCAGGCAGAAAAUGGAUGGGAACCCAGAGGAGAUCACCAAGCUCAGGGCCUACAUGAAGGAGUUGGGAGCCCAGAUGGAGGAGCACAAGCUUGCCCUCUCCGCAAGAGCCGGCUUCCCAGUGGUUGGCCAGAACAGCCCCACCAAGAGUAUCAUAGACUACACCCUGGAAAAAGUCAAUGAAGCCAAGAGCCUUAUUGAUGACUCCAAAAGGCAGAUGGACAUCAAAAAGGAAAAGCCAAACCACUCCAUGGACUUCGGCGGAGAAGAGAAGUCCCAUGACAGCCAGCCCCAGUUCCUGCCAUUCUCCUGUCAGUUCUGCAAGGAGGCAUUCCCUGGACCCAUACCACUGCACCAACAUGAGCGCUACCUGUGCAAGAUGAAUGAGGAGAUCAAAGCAGUGCUGCAGCCAGUGGAAAAUGGACCCAGCAACCGCAGGGGCUCAAUGGCAUCCGAGCAGCAGGCUGUCUUGCUCUCAAGCACUCUCUCAGAGAGGGGAGCCACCAGCCCCAUCAACCCUUUUAAGGACCACGUAUCAGUGCUCAAGGCCUACUUUGCUAUGAACACUGAGCCCAACUCAGAGGAACUUUUGAAGAUUUCCAUCGCUGUGGGCCUCCCUCAAGAAUUUGUCAAAGAGUGGUUUGCCCAGUGGAAGAACCAAAACAACCACGGAAACAAUCAGAGGAAAAGGUCCCCUCCACCUGACCGCAGUGGCACCGAGGCCAACCACUACCUGAACAGGUCACCCAUGUCCUUGGUAGGCCUACAACAGGCGAUGGCACACUGUGCAGAUUUACAUGGGGGCUCCAACAAUGGCGAUGCCUUGCACAGACUUUCAAAGGCCAACCAGUUUACAGCUAACAGACAUGCAGGGGAAAAACCACUGGACCCCAUGGAUCACUUGAGGAGCAGCACUCCAUCCCCGCUCAAUCUCUCCUCAACGUCUUCCAAAAACUCUCAGAGCAGCUCUUACACUCCAAACAGCCUAGCUUCCGAGGACAACCACGGCGACGCUCCCUUGGAUCUGUCCCUGCCAAAACACAUGACCAACUACAACAAGAGGAUCUCCACGGGAGAAAAGCGUCCCAGGCCCAAUGGUUACAUGAUUGAGCGCAACGGCGAUGCUCACGUCAAAGAACAAGGGACCGGGCCUAUGGAUUUGGCCCACAUCAAGAAGGAGUUUCUUGGCUCCGACCACAACACUGGAGGGAACGCUGGCCAUCAGCUCGAGAAGAGCACCAGUCCCAUUUUUGGUAUAAAUCCAUUUACUGGAGGCCACAUCUAUACAUCCCUGCCACCUCAUGGCGCCUUCCCUCCACCAUCCUUCAUGUCCCAGGCCCAGGCCAGCAUCCCAGGCCUCAGGCACUACCCUGGGCUGGACCAUAUGAGCUUCCUGCCCCACAUGGCCUACACUUAUGCUACUGGGGCAGCUUCAUUUGCAGAAAUGCAACAGAGGAGAAAGUACCAACGGAAACCAGGUCUCCAGGGGGAGCUAAUGGACAGCACCGCCGACUAUCUGUCAGGCCUAGAGGACCUGACAGACGAAUCGCUCCUGUCCAGGAAGAAGAUGAAGAAGACUGAAAGUGGUAUGUACGCGUGUGACUUGUGCGACAAAACAUUCCAGAAGACAAGUUCCCUCCUAAGACACAAAUAUGAGCACACAGGCAAGCGUCCACACCAGUGCCAGAUCUGCAAGAAGGCCUUUAAACACAAGCACCAUCUCAUUGAGCACUCGCGACUGCACUCGGGCGAGAAGCCCUACCAGUGCGACAAGUGUGGCAAGCGCUUCUCCCACUCGGGCUCCUACUCGCAGCACAUGAACCACCGCUACUCCUACUGCAAGCGGGAGGCAGAGGAGCGGGAGGCGGCCGAGAGGGAGGCCCGCGACAAGGGCAGCCUUGAGCCCACUGAGCUGCUGAUGAGGAGGGCCUACCUGCAGGGCCUGGGGCCCCUGGGAUACUCAGACCCAGAGGACCCACAGGAGGAGGCGGCCGGCACCAUCCUAAGGGACGGAACUGAGGGAGGCAUGAGAGGCCGGGAGAGGGAUGUGGCCGAAGCGUACAAGGAGGUGACAGACAGACGGGAGGCAAGUUUCAGAGGGAUGGAGGUGGGGGAGGAGGAUGAAGGAGACAGCAGGAGCCUGGGUACGCAGAUGGACUCGACGCGGGAUGACGGCGAGGGCAAGGAUACGACACAUUUGAUGGAUGAGAGUUCGAGAGAAGGGAAAACAGACGGAAAGUCGGACCAGGAGGAAGCGGACUGAUUCAGAGUGGAGUUACUUACAGUCGAGGAGGCAACACAAAGCAAGAGGAAAACAUUUGUUUCAGCAAAUAUUUGUCAUUGGUUUGUUUAAUUUCCUUUUUCUCAUCCUUCCAACAAACAUGAAACCUGUUCCAUGUCAGAAACGUAAGGCACAGGCUUGAUCUUAGCAGAGCGCUUGCUUUUUUCUUCUUUUCUGUUGUGGAAGAUUGUAAAGAUGGACUUGAGAUGCAAUGUGGUGACUGCCAACAUCAGAGUCGUGAUAACAAGCUGGGUGGGAUUGUUUAAAAAUCCACGAUAUGCAAAAAAAAAGGGAAGUAAUAAUGAUUAUCAUUAUAAUUAAAUGAGAUGAAGCUGUUUUUAAUGUACAGUAUUAUAAAGGCCUAAAAGCUGUGUGGUGCUAAAAUGUUCUUAACCUUUUCGUGUUUCAUUGUGUUCAUACCCCAAACCAGGAAAUUGCACUCUGCCCCCCUUAAUCACUACAAAAACACUUUUUUGGAAAAAAAAAAAAAGAAAAAAGCCUAUGGAUAUUUAUACCAUGCUUGAAGACUCAGUAGCAGUCCGUCGAUGUUGUAUUUUGUCUGCCACUUACUGUGAUGUCCUUGGGAUUUACCCUCUUUUUGCAAGGCAAACUAACCACACAAUUUUGGGCCUCACUAUUUCUUUAUGUGAAGGAACAUUAAACCUGUGUGAUUUUUAAUAUGUUGAUGUGAGUCUUAAAAAAAAUGGACCGGAGAGGAAAAUAGUGAUGGGGAGAAAUAACAAAAUAAUAUAGGCUCUGUGGAAGUGUGACAGAGUUUUUGUGUGUUUUAUUUUCUCAAGAGAAAGCCUUAUAUGCAAACCUUUUCACCUGUGCGUUUCUGCAAGUGCCAUCCUUGUACAGUGUAAAUCAGAGUUGACCUGUGUUAUCUUUGCUCUGGCUUCAGUAUUAAAUGGAUAUUUCACCUUGUUUUUUGAAGUACCUAUGACAGUAUUAGCAUAGAUAGACAAGCAGUUUGUUAGUUUACAUAUGUUUGUGCAAUUUCUUUCUGUAUUUUUUCCAUGACCUUUUGUCAGUAUUACUUUUUUUGUUUUUGUUGAUUUUUCCAACAUAAAUUUCGUUUUGUUUUUAUUUUAAGAUUACCAUUUUAUUUAUGUGACUCAUUUUAUAUUUCCUAAUUUUAUUUAUUUCAUACUGUAGUGUACAGUAUUAUAGUUCCUCAACAAAUAGAUAUAUUUUAGUAAAAAGAUUCUGUCAUUGACUAUUGGAGCAAAAUAUGAAUAGAGAGCGUCUAUGGUAUUUGGAUUUUUUUCAAUUUUUUUCUUUUUAUGUUUUAUUUCCUUUCAACUACUGGAAAUUCAAAAUUUGGGGAACUUUUGAUACAAUAUUGUGAAAACACUGUAUUUUUGAGAGUAAAAAAAAUUAUAAAUCCACUUUAUUCAUCCCACUGAAGAGGUGAAGAGGGACUGUUGAUGAUGAAAUUCCUGAAAUGUCUGAAGUAUUACUGAAUUUUUAAUUUCUCUUGGAAAUGACCAUGCUCAAAUAAAUGUAGCCAAAUUAAAUUUUAAUAAAGCUGUGUUAUUCUUCUUGUA